This is a messenger RNA of Monascus purpureus, 1746 nucleotides long. NCBI's taxonomy places the organism in Eukaryota, Fungi, Ascomycota, Eurotiomycetes, Eurotiales, Aspergillaceae. The record is from the annotation of a GenBank genome assembly.
AUGCGUUCUUCGUCUAGCAUCUCCGAAUCUGUCACGCCUGAUAUGGCCCCCAUGCCAGCCGUGGCCAUUGAGCCCAAGGCAAUGGAAGAGGGCAAGAUGAUCAGUGAAGCGCCUCUCCAGAUCAAUGAGUCAACGUCGUCGCCGGGACUCAAUGAGUUGGACUAUGAGAAACAUGGAGCCGGGCGCGAGUCAACUCCCGUGCCGGACUUGAAGCGGAAGUUGAAGAGCAGGCAUUUGCAGAUGAUUGCCAUUGGUGGUACUAUCGGAACGGGUUUGUUUAUUGGUAGCGGUUCUGCCAUCGCCCAUGCCGGCCCCGUGGGCGCACUCAUUGCGUAUCUGUUCGUCGGCUCGCUGGUAUUCUCCGUCAUGCUCUCCCUGGGAGAGAUCGCUACGUAUAUUCCCAUCCCCGGCGCGUUUACCGCUUAUGCCACUCGUCUGGUUGAUCCCAGUCUCGGCUUCUCCAUGGGUUGGAUUUAUUGGUUUUCGUGGGCCAUCACAUAUGCGCUUGAACUGACCGCAACGGGCCUGAUCAUUCAGUAUUGGGACAGCUCAAUCAACAUUGCUAUUUUUAUCGGUGUCUUCUGGGUCUUCAUUACGUCCGUCAACUUCCUCCCUGUCAACUUUUACGGCGAGAUGGAGUUCUGGUUCGCAAGCAUCAAGGUUAUAACCGUUGUCGGGUUCAUGAUCUUCGCUAUCUGCAUUGAUGCCGGCGCAGGCAAGCAAGGCUACCUUGGCUUCCACAACUGGGUGCAUCCGGGACCCUUCGCCCCCUAUCUCAUCAAAUCCUCGCCGUCGACGGCGAAAUUCGUGGGUUUUUGGGCGGUUCUUAUCCAAGCAGGCUUUUCCUACCAGGGCACAGAAUUGGUCGGUAUUGCAGCCGGUGAGACUGAAAACCCCCGCAAAACGGUUCCGUCGGCCAUCCGCAAGACAUUCUUCCGCAUCCUGUUCUUCUUCGUCUUGACAAUCUUCUUCAUCGGUAUUCUGGUUCCCUAUGAUGACCCCAACCUUCUGUCGGAUUCCAACAAUGCGUCCGCAUCGCCAUUUGUCAUUGCGGCGAAAAUUGCUGGCGUCAAGGUCCUUCCGAGCAUCAUUAACGCAGUCCUAUUGACCGUGGUCCUCUCCGCGGCUAACUCGAACGUCUACAGCGGCAGUCGUGUCCUCGUCGGGUUGGCCCAAGAGGGCUUCGCUCCUCAUUGGUUCAAGAAAACAACCAAAGGCGGUGUUCCUUACUAUAGUGUUGCUUUCACUUCAGCCUUCGGCUUGCUUGGAUUCAUGAAUGUCUCCAACUCGGGAAGUACGGUCUUUAAUUGGUUCCAAAACAUUUCCGGAGUGGCCGGUUUCAUCACCUGGACAUCGCUGAACGCAUGCCACAUUGCCUUCAUGCGCGCUCUGAAGGCCCGGGACAUCUCCCGGGAUAUGCUUCCGUACAAAGCCAUGCUGCAGCCCUUCCUUGCUUGGUACGGACUCAUCUUCAACAUCAUCAUUAUCCUUACCCAAGGCUUCACCGCUUGGAUCCCAGUGUUCGACGUGUCAAGCUUUUUUAUCUCGUAUAUUAGCCUGAUCCUCUUCGUGGUGCUCUACCUGGGCCACAAGAUCAUCUUCCGACCGCCGUUUGUCCAUCCACUCAUGGCCGAUCUCGACACAGGCCGUACCCAAUAUGAGAAUGAGUCGUGGGAGACUACGGCACCCACGGACUCGGGGUGGAAGGCGAAGUUGCGAAACCCAUUCAAGUCGCGAGACGGAUGA